Messenger RNA from Cylicocyclus nassatus, 816 nucleotides. The record is from the annotation of a GenBank genome assembly. NCBI's taxonomy places the organism in Eukaryota, Metazoa, Nematoda, Chromadorea, Rhabditida, Strongylidae.
UUUUCAGGCAAAAUCGGCAGAUAGGCGCGUUAAACAUAGCCGUCGGCAGAAAUGUUGCUGCGAUUGUCGGCUAUAGCAGUGAUGAGUGCACUGAUAGCUAUCACCACUGCUCAGUCACUUACCGAACUUGUUGGACUCGGACAUUUUAAUGAAAGCCAAAGAAAAUACUGUGAAUACAAAGCUGAUGAAAAACCAGAUUGCGAGACCUGUGUAGCCAAAGGAUCUGAAUGUUUUUAUUGUGGUGGAACUGUAGAUCGAUGUUUGCCCUAUGCUUGGUAUUUUCCCGGAUGUGAACUGAGUGACGUUAGGCAUAAUAAGUGCUGGGUAAACAUCUCAGCGGUGGUGAUCGUAAUUAGUGUGAUUGCUGGAAUUCUGCUGGUAAUCUUCACCUCCUGUCUAUGCUAUUGCUGCUGCCGAUGCCGUGCAUAUCGACAAGCACAAGCGAAGAAACAAGCAGAAAAAUUCAAUUUUCAGCAGGAGCUGAGACGAGCCGAGAUGCAGAACCGGCACUCACUUCGCACCAAACAACGGGAACAAGAAUUGGAAUCAUAUAGAAUCAAAUAUGGUUUACCCACCCGAAUGAGUCCAGACGGGAAUCCAAUCUAAGCAGCAUUGUGUGACAUCUAAUAACCAUUAAAUUGUAUACGUGUAAGCUUUUGUGUCUUUGCAUCCCUUCUUACUAGAAAAGCAUUAUUGAAUUUGUACUACAGCAUUCUUAGCGCCUCUCUCUUACGCCUUACUUUAUGAUUAUAAUUCAAAUAAUUCUUGUUCUUGGAAUAUAUGGUUACGGAAAUUAUUGAGAUGAUACAAAUAUAC